This is a messenger RNA of Mastomys coucha (southern multimammate mouse), 4584 nucleotides long. RefSeq names its product inositol polyphosphate-5-phosphatase F (gene Inpp5f). Gene Ontology annotation, cellular component: clathrin-coated endocytic vesicle; early endosome. Gene Ontology annotation, biological process: regulation of endocytic recycling; phosphatidylinositol dephosphorylation. The record is from RefSeq and is a predicted model, not a curated record. NCBI's taxonomy places the organism in Eukaryota, Metazoa, Chordata, Mammalia, Rodentia, Muridae. The transcript has 20 exons. The coding region runs from base 251 to 3646 and encodes 1131 amino acids. Gene Ontology annotation, molecular function: phosphatidylinositol-4-phosphate phosphatase activity.
GCACAGGAGUUGUGGGGGGAGGGGGAAAAGGCCUCCCGGGCCUCGGCCGCCGAAGCGUGUUCCUGGCCCGCGGGUCAGGCCCCCGAGUGCUUCCCGGCCCUGUUCUUCCUUGGGGUGGAUCCCCGGAGUCUCCUCGAGGCACGGACUCUGGUGGUCGCGGUGGAGGAGGGGACUCCUGCAUUGCUCCCGGGCGGGCCGCUGCCGUGCCUGGGCCGGGGGACUGCCGCCUCCCGGAGCGCGUGGGGCCGGCAUGGAGCUCUUUCAGGCCAAGGACCACUACAUCCUGCAGCAGGGCGAGCGUGCCCUGUGGUGCAGCAGGCGCGACGGCGGCCUGCAGCUCCGACCGGCCACUGAUCUACUUCUUGCCUGGAAUCCCAUUUGUUUGGGAUUGGUAGAAGGAGUAAUUGGAAAAAUUCAACUUCAUUCAGAUCUUCCAUGGUGGCUUAUUUUAAUUCGGCAGAAAGCAUUGGUGGGCAAACUCCCAGGAGACCAUGAGGUCUGUAAAGUCACCAAGAUUGCUGUAUUGUCACUUUCUGAAAUGGAACCUCAGGAGCUUGAGCUGGAGCUCUGUAAGAAGCAUCAUUUUGGAAUUAACAAGCCUGAGAAGAUUAUACCAUCUCCUGAUGACUCCAAAUUUCUACUGAAGACAUUUACGAAUAUCAAAUCCAACGUGUCUGCUCCCAACAAAAAGAAGGUUAGAGAAAGUAAAGAAAAGGAGAAACUGGAGAGGCGUUUGCUUGAGGAGUUACUGAAGAUGUUCAUGGACUCAGAGUCCUUCUAUUAUAGCUUGACCUAUGACCUGACCAACUCGGUGCAGAGGCAGAGCGCUGGGGAGAGGGAUGGCCGUCCUCUGUGGCAGAAGGUUGAUGACCGAUUUUUCUGGAAUAAGUACAUGAUCCAAGAUCUCACUGAGAUUGGUACUCCGAAUGUAGACUUCUGGAUCAUCCCCAUUAUCCAGGGUUUUGUGCAGAUUGAAGAACUUGUGGUUAAUUACAAUGAGUCCUCGGAUGAUGACAAGAGCAGCCCAGAGACACCCCCUCAGGACUCCACUUGUGUAGAUGACAUUCACCCGAGAUUUCUAGUGGCUCUUAUAUCUCGUAGAAGUAGGCACAGAGCAGGAAUGAGGUAUAAACGAAGAGGAGUGGAUAAAAAUGGAAAUGUGGCGAAUUAUGUGGAGACUGAGCAGUUAAUUCAUGUUCAUAAUCAUACCCUGUCAUUUAUUCAAACUCGAGGCUCUGUGCCGGUCUUUUGGAGCCAAGUUGGAUAUCGCUAUAAUCCAAGACCUCGGCUAGACAAAAGUGAGAAGGAAACGGUUGACUGUUUCUGUGCCCAUUUUGAAGAACAGCUGAAAAUUUACAAAAAACAGGUUAUUAUUAACUUGGUAGACCAGGCUGGAAGGGAAAAGAUUAUUGGUGAUGCUUAUCUGAAGCAGGUGCUGCUCUUCAACAACCCCAAGCUCACCUAUGUCUCCUUUGAUUUCCACGAGCACUGCCGAGGAAUGAAGUUUGAGAAUGUUCAAACCCUAACGGAUGCCAUUCAUGACAUCAUCCUUGACAUGAAGUGGUGUUGGGUUGAUCAAGCUGGUGUAAUAUGUAAGCAAGAAGGAAUUUUUCGAGUUAAUUGCAUGGACUGCCUGGAUCGCACCAAUGUGGUCCAAGCUGCCAUAGCGCGUGUGGUCAUGGAACAGCAGCUUAAAAAACUAGGUGUGAUGCCCCCAGAGCAGCCACUACCUGUGAAAUGUAAUCGGACCUACCAGAUCAUGUGGGCUAACAAUGGUGACUCCAUCAGCAGGCAGUAUGCUGGGACGGCUGCUCUAAAGGGUGACUUUACAAGAACAGGAGAAAGGAAAUUGGCAGGAGUUAUGAAAGAUGGAGUUAACUCGGCCAAUAGGUACUACCUCAGUCGGUUCAAGGAUGCUUAUAGGCAAGCUGUCAUAGAUUUGAUGCAAGGCAUUCCAGUGACAGAAGAUCUUUAUUCCAUAUUUACCAAGGAGAAGGAGCAUGAAGCUUUGCAAAAGGAGAACCAGAGAAGCCACCAGGAGCUCAUCAGCCAGCUCUUACAGAGUUAUAUGCAGUUGCUGCUGCCAGGUGAUGAGAAGUUCCACGGGGGCUGGGCCCUCAUCGACUGCGACCCCAGCCUCACUGACGCUGCUCACAGAGAUGUGGACGUGCUCCUGCUGCUUUCUAACUCUGCCUACUAUGUGGCCUAUUACGAUGAUGAAGUUGAUAAAGUAAACCAGUAUCAACGACUGAGCCUAGAAGACCUGGAAAAAAUAGAAAUAGGUCCUGAGCCUACUCUUUUCGGCAAACCAAAGUUCUCCUGCAUGCGGCUGCACUACAGGUGUAAAGAAGCAAGCGGUUACUUCCACACGCUGAGAGCUGUACCACGGAGUCCUGAAGAAGAUGGGAAAGAUACUCUUCAGUGCAUUGCAGAGAUGUUGCAGAUCACCAAGCAAGCCAUGGGACUGGAUGUUCCCAUAAUUGAGAAGAAACUUGAGAGGAAAAGCAGUAAGCCUCAUGAAGACAUCAUUGGUAUCAGAUCUCAAAACCAAGGCUCUCUGGCCCAGGGGAAAAGCUUUUUAAUGAGCAAAUUUUCAUCUCUAAAUCAAAAAGUAAAGCAGACCAAAUCCAACGUGAACAUUGGCAACCUACGAAAAUUAGGAAACUUUACAAAGCCUGAAAUGAAAGUUAACUUUCUAAAACCAAACUUAAAAGUCAAUCUUUGGAAGUCAGAUAGUAGUCUUGAGACCAUGGAAAACCCAGGAGUGAUGGAUAAUAAGGUCCAGAGGGAGUCUGAUGGGGACAUUUCUUCAGAUGACUCAUACCACUCUGAUGAAUUCCUUACAAAUUCUAAGUCAGAGGAAGACAAGCAGCUAGCCAAUUCUUCAGAGAGUGUGGGGCCAAUAGAUUACAUUCUCCCGAGCUGUGGGAUUAUUGCUUCAGCACCUCGACUAGGCAGUCGGUCCCAGUCUGCCAGCAGCACUGACAUCAGCACUCGUGCUCCCUCAGAAGCUACCGUUGGUCAUGGAAGUGAGCUUGGAAAAGACCUGGAGUCUCCCUUGAAGAAAAGCCCUUCUGUUGACAACAUACGCAUAUUGACUGGCUUUGCAAAGCCCAUGGAUGUUUACUGCCAGAGAUUUGUGCAGGAUGCACAGAAUAAAAUGAAUGAGCUGUCAGAGAUCAGGUCUGCAUCUCAGAAUAGUGAGGAUGGAUAUCACAAAAUGAACUGUGUUUCUAAUGAAAAAACCCAGCCAGAGUCAGUGGAGCAGACGCCUUCUCGACCCUCCCAGUUAAAUGUCUCCUGUUCUGCGGCAGGCCCACAGUUCUUAUCAGUUGAACCUGUGCAUUCAGUGGUAUCUCAGAAGACGCCCAGCUCCGGGUCCAGCCUUCUGGAACUUGAGGCAGGGCUUUGUGCAACUCCUUCUUCAGAGGGAAGCAGCAGCAGAGCAGUCUCUCCCUUUGCAAAGAUCCGCAGCUCCAUGGUCCAAGUUGCUAAUAUUACCCAAGCUGGGCUAACUCAUGGGAUAAACUUAGCAGUUGCCAAAGUUCAAAAGAGUCCAGCAGAACCUGAAGUGGUUAAUGAAAUUCAACAAAAUGAACUUAAAAAUAUGUUUACACAAUGCCAGACACGGAUAAUUCAGAUUUAGAUUUUAGUCACAAUCCUUUGGCUUUUAUUUAAAAAUUCAAAAUGAAGUUUUCACCUAUCAGGCUAUUUUAACCUGUACUGAGUUUAGGGAUUUCAAAUUCUAAUUAUGUUUAUUGGCAAUUGUUUACAAGGAGUCUAAACCUUAGCAAAUUUCCAGAUAUGUAAACCAAGACUACAAGCAGUCAUCCUGGAUUACGGACCAGAGUAGCAAACACACUAGAGUGGUUUGUGCAUCUCACUUGGGAAGGAGUAGAAAAGAAACCAAGCUGGUGUCUGGGGGGAGACACUCUGAAGCAGAUAUAGUGUGGACAGUCAUUUACGGAGUUAGCAUUUUUCUGCUCUAUCAUCAGUUCAUUCCUCUAUACUGCUUCUAUAAAGGAAAUUAUGCAUUUAGAUUUUAGUGAUACUAGUGUGCAUUAGUAUCUAAAUUAAAAAAGUCUUGUGGCUUAACCAUUCUCUGAAGUUGAGAAUUAACAAUGGUGAAAAUGUAUUUUCAUUUGACCCCAAUCCCAUAUUCUCCUUUUUUCUCCCAAAUUCUUAAAUAUGGGCUUGCCUGUCAUAAAAUAACUUGCUGCAGGAACAUAAGAUCAUGUUUAUUGACUGUAGGGAUCUCUAGAAAAGUCGUUUGAACUCUUUCAAGGGGGACAUUUAGCAUCUCUCUUGUAGGUUCUAGAACUAUGGAAAACAUAGCUAAAGUACAGGUUAAACUGGUUUUAUGCGGUAACUAACCACCAAGAACCUCUUCUGUAACCCAGAGUAAGAAAGUUGUAGGGCAUAUUCUAGCAGGCAUCAAUGUCUCUGGCAUCCUUUAGAGCCUUACUCUGGUUAGCUGACUCAGUUUAACAUUAUGUCUGUUAAAACUCUGAUAAGCAUUCCGCCUUUGUUAUUUAUUUGAAGUGUCAAGUCUUGUGACUAUUAAAGUACCACUGUAAUUCAAAA